AUGUUACGAUCGAAGAGGACGGCCAUUGGAGCAAUUGCGCUGCUGGCUUCAGUGACAUUCGUCAAUUCUUUGCCUUCCUCCCCGAAACCACAACUCGCCCCACGAGCUCCCUGUGCAGAUGUAAAAGGCACAUUUUCGAUCAAUCAAUUGCAAUUGUAUCCAGAGAAUGCGGACUUUGAUUUCCAUUCCUGCCUUUUGUAUAUCGGUUCCCUGUUUAACGCUUCCGUCGCGGUAUACGACCCCUACGCGAAAACUACCUCGAUCAUCGAAGUCCCAGAUGUAACCCACAACCAAGCAUACCAUCUCGGAGGCGUCGCUGCGAAUCCAUACACAAACCUAAUAUCUAUCGUCGUGGACGCCGGCGCCGCUUUCAACACCGGCGGAUCCGACAUCUCGGGCACCAACCUCCUGAUCCUCUGGGACCCAGCCACCAAAACCGAGGUGUACCGACUAAACCUCACCACUACAACACACGGAACCUAUGGCGGCUUCCAAGACGUGGAGUUCGAUUCCCGGGGAAACGUAUACGUCGUCGGGACCUUCCCAUCGUCAAUCCUACGCGUGGAAGGCAAUGGAUCUGUUGUUAAUGAAUGGUACAUAUCCCCACUCAGCCACACGAUAACCGGAUACUCCGGCCUGGCAGCCGUAGGCUCACGAGACGUGCUUAUUGCCAACGACAACGCAAACAAACAGCUCGUCCGCUUCGACAUGAGCCUCCCGAAAGGUAUCCCCAUCCCUAUCCCGGUCUCUCCCCCGAAAAACAUCUCCGGUUCCGACGCCAUCUAUCUCCCCCCAAAAUACGCCGGGACAAUCCUGCUCGCUGCGGUGGAUGCAUCGGGGAUCGAAGUCCUGCGUUCAAAAGACGCUUCCUGGACCACAGCCGAGAGUCUAGGGCAAGUGAGUAACAAAGUUAGCGCCGCGAAUGGCGGGUUCGUGACAGCGCCCGUGCAGAUUGGAAAUAGUAUUUUCAUGGUGGAAGAGUUUUUUGGGGAUGCGCAGCCAGGAACCAGGACACAGUUUCCGUUUGUGGAUAUUACAGAGGAGGUGGAGAAGCUGGUUGGGAAGUAG
This is a messenger RNA of Lindgomyces ingoldianus, 1068 nucleotides long. RefSeq lists its product as uncharacterized. The record is from RefSeq and is a predicted model, not a curated record. The transcript is spliced from 3 exons. Bases 1 to 1068 code for a protein of 355 amino acids. Lineage: Eukaryota; Fungi; Ascomycota; Dothideomycetes; Pleosporales; Lindgomycetaceae.